Ceratitis capitata (Mediterranean fruit fly) is the source of this 5869-nucleotide messenger RNA. RefSeq names its product protein virilizer (gene vir). Gene Ontology annotation, cellular component: RNA N6-methyladenosine methyltransferase complex. The record is from RefSeq and is a predicted model, not a curated record. The transcript is spliced from 7 exons. Gene Ontology annotation, molecular function: RNA binding. The coding region runs from base 185 to 5794 and encodes 1869 amino acids. NCBI's taxonomy places the organism in Eukaryota, Metazoa, Arthropoda, Insecta, Diptera, Tephritidae.
AUACAUCUCUGUAGAAGAAGAAGAAUAUUGUAAAUUGUCAAGAUUUCGCAGAAAGCCAAAUUUGGCUGAUGCUGGUGAAAAAUAAUAAUUUUUUCGUUUUUAUAAUAAUUUAUUCAUUUUAGUUUGUUACAAGCAUCAGCACAACGUUGUUGACAAAAGCGUUUGAAAAGUAUUCAAGUGUAAAAUGGUGGAAACUGACGAUGCUGCUGAGCUACUUUUCUUCGACACUUUUUCACAUGAAGUGGACACGGACAUCAAUCUCGAUCUUGUGCAAUUCCCAAAGCCAGUAUUUAUUACCCAAGUGCGUAUAAUUCCAUUAGGUGCACGUGUACAAGCUGAUUUUCCCGGUGGUGUGCGCCUGGGAGCCACCAAUCCCUCGAAAUUUGAUAUUGAAUUUUUUGUCAAUGAUUUGGGCAUGCCGGGUGCCUCUACAUUCGAGAAUUUAGGACAACUGAAAUAUAAUCAAAACGAUUGCAUACAUCUAGAAUGUACACAAGAGAAAAUACCCACCGAUGGUUUAGUAUUACGUGGCUGGUAUAGUACAAUUACUCUGGCAGUGUAUGGUAUAUUAACAAAUUCGAUGAGUGAACCAAUUGCUAGUCCACCACCGCCUCCUUGCGAACCAACGGGUCCUGAGGAGAUUUGUAAUUUGAGUGGUAGCGGUGAGACGCGUGAACCAAGCAUACCAGAGGAGACAAAUAAAGAUGAAUGGAAAGAACCUUUACCGAGUGAGGUGCCUACAGCGCACAAAACCAAUAUUGGUGACUUUGAACGUGAUGACAUGGAAUAUGUUGGGGGUGUAGGACGCAGCGGCGCUGGCGUAGGUGGCGAUCAUUACCAACAUUCAGGUGAUGAACGUGAGCGAGGUUUGCGCAAGACGUCUCAUUCUUCGGAACGCUCUCUACCUACACGUAAUCGUACGCAUUCGGAAAGCAAUGAAAGAGAAUAUGUGCGUGGACGCAACGAACGAGAGCGUGAAAAAGUAUCGCGUGAUUGGUCACGUAGCCCUGACUACUCACGUCAUUCCCGUCGCAAACGUUCUGAACGCUCACGUUCUGACGCCGAGGAGUCCCAUAAAUGGCCUCCACGUACGCCGCCCGCCUCGAUUGAUUCACCAACACGACCGCGCUCACCCGAUAACUACUCAGAAGAUGAUGUGCAUUAUAAACUCAAAACACGCAGUUAUAUGCGCUCCGAAGAGUCUUUAACCAAUGGCGCUGGCGACACGCAAACUUUGGAUGAUGAUGAAACACCCGGUACGCCUGGCGAACAAUACGAGCCCAUUCUCAGCGAUGAUGAAAUUAUCGGUGAUGACGAUUCCAAUACCGCUAUCGAACCGGUUAUGGGUGAUGAAUUAGAAACAGAAUUGGCUGCGGCUGCAAAUGCUGUCGGACCAGCCAUACUCGAUUUUGAUCCAUUCACUAUGCCUAUUAGCCGUUAUGAAUGUGAAAUGCAAACAUUGUGCCGCAAGGAAUUGGAUACACUAGCGGCUAUAAUGCAGAAAUUCGAUAUUCAAACAAAAUGCGCCAGUUUGGAGGCUUUCAAUGAUGCGUCUACGACAAUAGAGGAGCGCGAGAAUUUCGUAUAUCUAUGCGAGCAGCUAAUCAAUCAAUUAUCUUAUAUAACGCAGAAUUUUAAGCGUCGUAAUUAUGUGCUGAAACAAUUUUUCAACACAAAUCCAAACUUUCUAACAAAGUCUUAUAACAUUUUGAGAAUUGCAUUGGAAUUUGAGGCGGCCUGUUCGCAACUUCAACCGGCUUUCAAGAUAAGACAUUUGAAAAUUGGUGCACGCCUCACCGAACUAUUGUCUUCAGCACCGCAGUUCUUGGAUCACCUGUUGAAUGUGCAAAAUUUCGAUCCCUUCGAUGUGCUUUUUAAACUGUACCAAGAGAACUACAUGGCUGUAUCCAUCAAGCUCAUGUUACUCAAAGCCAUAUAUGCACUACUAGACACUAAAGAAGGCAUACGUUAUUUCCUAAUUGGCGGCAAAGUGAAUGGCUAUCAAUUGCUCCUAAACACCUUACAACAAUCUCACCUCACACGUACCAAAUUCGCUCUGCAGGCGAUUGUCAAGAAGCUGCACUUGAACGAGGCGCUCGAAUCUGUGCGUGAGACUUGCAAUAAACUUUUUGUACUCACGAAUUUGCCUACAUCUGCGUUAGCCGAGCAAUAUGUCGCCAUUGAACAGGCGAUUGAGCAAAUUAUGGACGCUUUGGUGGUGAAUUCAUUGUCUUACCAACAACCGAAACGCUUUUUGCCCGUCGCCAAAAAAUUCGAAAUCGCCAAUGACCCAGCAGCGCAGCGUAGUUUCGCCAACGCCUUGCAGUCUUACUUCGUGGAACACGCGCUGGGCGAAUCGCUGCUGCUUAUGUUGGUUAACGCUGGUGAAUUACCGUCGUCUUUGCUCUUACGCGUAUUGGACUUGCUGCAAGCGCUACUCCAGACGCAUGUUGGUGUGGAUUAUUUUGUGGAUGAUUGUUUUGAGACCACGCAACUGCUAAUCGCUGUGUUACUGGGCAUUGAUGAAGUGCCUGAGCUUGUGACAACCACAGAGGAAGAGACUACUGAAUCAAAAGUGAAGGAAGAGCUGUUAAUCCCCAAAACGGAGGCUGUAAGUGAUGAUAGCGCCGUUAAGAAGGAAACGACUGCCUCUACUGCAGAGCAAACCGACACACUGCCCAAAGAUAAUGGAACGAAAGAGUCCGAAAAACAGUCUGAGAGCGCUGUACCGUCUAAGGAGUCCACGCCAGCAAGUGUUGAGCCCAACGUGCAGCCACUGCGGCGACCAGUACUACAUCGCCUGCAACAACUCGCCGUGGAAUUGGCCAACAAAGUGCAGACUCGCUAUCACUUGGAUGCUAUUAUGUAUUUAACACGCGCUGACAAUUAUGAUGUCAUAAAAUUAGCGACUCACUUGCAUGCGCUCUACUCACAGACCUGCCAGUCACCCGGUCGUCAACACACCGUCGACGUGAUUAGCAUGAACAACAAUAUGCAGCUAUUUAUGGACCUUAUACAAAAAGAGCAACGUUUGCAAGCGCAACGCCAAAUCGCCUCACCGGGCGCCAAGUAUAAGAGUCCUGUGCUGAGUUAUGCCGUCGACAUGGUCGACUGCUGCGUUCGAUAUUGUGAACAGAUGGAUUACCUCAUCGAACACGGGCCCAUGAUACUGGAAUUGGCGAAAAAUCAUGAGACAUUCGAGCCUUCGGUUUCCGCAGUGCUGCAGGAGAUGUUUGUUUACAUGAAGCCUCUGGAAGCUAUAAAUAUAUUCUCUUACGAUAAUAUUACACCUUUGGUCGAGGUGAUCUCGCGUUCAAUGGAGUAUAUAACCACUUUCCCUGGCGAUUUAAUUAUGGGUUUACGCAUACUUCGCCACUUGGCUAUUGGACCCUCCAAUAAGGCGUUCCGCAGCUCCAGCACGGAGGAGUUGAAACAUCGUUUCGUCACACUACAAUUCUAUGCGGCCGAUGGCGUACAAACGCUUAUACAAAUACUUGAGAAAUUAUGCUCUUACUUCGAACAACCCGGCUUGCAUACGCCCGCACUGAUGACCAUACAGGGUCUACAUUGCUGUCAAAUACUCUUGCCUGCAUUACAGGUGCUCCGCGCCAUGCUCUCCUAUGCUAUACAGUGUCGCGAUACGGAGUUCAAGGAUCUAACCGCCAUCGAUCAUCUGAUGAAGGCCUAUUUUCUUUUGCAUUAUUUCCCCACCCACAGUCAAGCGGCGAAUGAGAUCGCACAGGCGAAGCAGGAAAUUGUGCAAUUAUUGUUGGCGUACACACAGCCCAAUGAGCAGGACGAAGAGUCGUUACACAAGUCGUUGUGGACGUUAAUGAUACGCGAAAUAUUGAAGAAUAUCGAUGGACCAGCCACAUUCAUGCCAGGUCUCCAUGUGCUCGCCGAGCUGCUACCCCUGCCGCUGCCAAUACCUUUACCAGUCGACGCGCAGCUGCCCGAAACUCAGUCUCAGCGUUUGAUCACCGAACGUAAGCUUUGGUCCGCUCAUUUGCAUCCGCAAAGCGCACAAAUCGCCAAACUUAUUGAAACCAUCGCGCCCUCUACAUUCCCGCCGUUGGUUGACCUUAUGACCAAGGUCUGCUUGCAACUCGCCGACUUGGCGCCCAACAUGACGCUGCUCAUCUCGAAGACGCUCAGCGAUUUGGUCUGCGCGGAAUGGCAGUCUGCCUCCGCCACGCCAACGCCACAUUUGGCGCGCCUGCUGUAUUUCUUUGCGCGUCUGACUUCAUUUGCCGCGUUAAAGAUUUCUUCAAUCUCUAUACUCAGCGGCAAGCUAUGGGAGCUAUUUCAGUCGGUGCUCUGUUACACGGGACAAGCAUCAGGCGUGGUACAGCACUGUCAGUUGGCCAUACAACAAAUUUUGAAGAGCUUUAUAGAUGCGGGCAUAUCCUUCGUCUCACCGAAAUCCACAGCGACGCCGGAGCUAAAUUUGGCCGCCGCGCUGCCGCCGAAAGAAUUGAUACCACGCAUUAUAGAAGCGAUUUUGACCAAUCUAUUCAGCAGUGAUCCUCACCAGGACGUUUGCGAAGUAGCGUUGAACAAUUUAAACCUACUAACGGAGCUUGACAUUUCCAUGCAUCAUCUGACGCAGCAGUUGAAGCAAAGGCGCGCCGAAUUCCAACAGUGGCUCGAAAAGUUCCUCAAGUACGCUGAAGCCGAGCAUGCGCGCCUAGCGCCUAUAGAGCUGUUCAUCGGCUUUCUGCACUCUCUUUCGCAUAUUGCCGAGUACUUGCAACAACAACAAACUAUACCCAUACGUAGCAUGAAGUGGUCUAUUGGCGAAGUCGCGCACUUACUUGGUUUCCAAAAGAACGCAGAUCCACAUCUCAUUCAGCGUCUGAGCGCCGCGUAUACAAAUGUCAAAAAUAAAGCGCUGACACAAAUAAAGGAGGAAGACGAUAGCAAUUCACCAAUCAAAUUAUUAGCUGAAAUCGCCACCGAGUUCGAGGCGCUAGAGGGCAGCGCAUCGCCUAAAACCGAUGAAGACGGCGCGGGCGCACAAACUAGCGAACCCACACUGCCCCAAAGUGAGGGCAUUGUCAUGCAGUUCGCAGCGCGUCCAAUUUUCGUGGAGUUCGAUGCAGUCGCCGAUGAACAACUAUUGCUAACACGUUAUUGGCUCCAAGUAUCAUGCGUCGAUUUGGAUCACAGCAAAUAUGAGCGUGUUCCUUGCGAUUUAACCGAGCUGGCUGCCGAGUGUUUGCCGCCCGAAACGAAUCUCACUUCGGAUUGUAAGCGUAUGCUGCACUUGUCCGCUUCACCACAGUCGAAUCGCGAGCGCACACCCACAGCGCCUUGCUUCCGAACGCGACGCGUUGAAGUCGAACCCAGUACAGGACGACCUGAGAAGAAAAUCUAUAUAACACCCGUGCGCGGACGUGGCUUUGCGCGUGCACCACCUUCGCGUGGUGAUCUCUUCCGUUCGCGACCGCCAAACACAUCGCGUCCGCCAUCCUUGCAUGUCGACGACUUCCUAGCGCUGGAGACUUGUGGCGCACAACCUACUGGCCCGACGGGCUAUAACAAAAUACCGCCAAUCAUGCGCGGUUCACGCGUAGGACGUAAUCGCGGCACACGCAUUUCGACGGCAGCCGCUUUUCGCAAAAACAAAGUUAUGCGCACUGCGUCGCCAUCGACCUGGGCUGAUGCCGGUUCACCGCAUUAUCGCAACGCUCCCAUCGACCCGCACUUUGGCGAAUCCCACUACUCGGGCAAUCCCCAUUUCAGCGGGCGCUCACGCGGCCGUGGUGGGCGUCCACGCCCCUAUCUACGUUAGUAAAUUUUCACAGGCUUUGGCAACUAGAUUUUAACUUGAUUUUAAUUUUUUUUACAAAAAAUACAAAAAAUACAU